AUGGGCCAAGGACAAUCACAGCAAGCGGAAGCACCCAUGUCGGAGUGGGACUCCAGCAUUAGUCCCGAAGAGCGUGCGCAGGCACAAGCCGAUGUGGGUAUCGGUUUAAUCUCUUUUUGUACCUUUCUGACGAGAUGGAAGCUGCGCGCAAAGCAGCAAGCAGCCCUAGACAAGCGCAUCGCAUCCAAGAAUAAGAAAGCUUCGACGACAGCAGGUACCGUUGGGCAGAUAGCGAAGGAGCCGAAGAUGUCAAAACAUGCGCUCGAAAAGGGCGAGGCGCCGGUAACCAUAGAUUUGGUAUUCCAUGUCGAGUCGGAGCUGGAGUCAAGGUCGGAACGAGAGCUCACACCAGAAGAGCAGGCACAAGCCCAGAUGGACCUACGUGCAAAGCAACAGGCAGCGCUGGACAAGCGUUUUGCUGCUCAGCAAAAGAAGGGCACGGCAACAGGGAUGAUUAACGCGCAGGCCAAGAAGAAGCCGACGGUGCUUGAGCAGGCAAGCAAGGAGAAUGUUGGUUAUAGGAAUAUGGAUGCGCAGGUGGAGUUCAGAUCAUGGAACUGA
Molecule: messenger RNA, 561 nt
Organism: Parastagonospora nodorum SN15
Lineage: Eukaryota; Fungi; Ascomycota; Dothideomycetes; Pleosporales; Phaeosphaeriaceae
Exons: 2
Coding region: 1-561 (186 amino acids)
Source: RefSeq, a predicted model, not a curated record